GCCGCCGCCCCGCGCCCGGCCCGCGGCCCGCCCUGACGCGACCAUGGCCAGUGACAGCGGCGGGCCCGGCGUGCUGAGCGCUAGCGAGCGCGACCGACAGUAUUGCGAGCUGUGCGGGAAGAUGGAGAACCUGCUGCGCUGUGGCCGCUGCCGCAACUCCUUCUACUGCUGUAAGGAACACCAGCGCCAGGACUGGAAGAAGCACAAGCUAGUGUGCCAGGGUGGCGAGGCCCCCCGCGCACAGCCCGCGCCGGCGCAGCCCCGCGUCGCGCCCCCGCCCGGUGGGGCCCCCGGAGCCGCGCGCGCCAGCGGGGCGGCCCGGCGCGGGGACAGCGCGGUGGCCUCGCGCGUACCGGGCCCUGAGGACGCGGCACAGGCCCGGAGCGGCCCUGGCGCGGCUGAGCCCGGCUCCGAGGAUCCUCCGGUUAGCAGGUCUCCCGGCCCGGAGCGGGACAGCCUGUGCCCAGCAGGCGGCGGCCCCGGGGAGGCGCUGAGUCCCAGCGGUGGGCUGCGGCCCAACGGGCAGACCAAGCCGCUGCCCGCGUUGAAGCUGGCGCUGGAGUACAUCGUGCCGUGCAUGAACAAGCACGGUAUCUGUGUGGUGGACGACUUCCUGGGCAGGGAGACCGGGCAGCAGAUCGGCGACGAGGUGCGCGCCCUACACGACACCGGCAAGUUCACGGACGGGCAGCUGGUCAGCCAGAAGAGUGACUCUUCCAAGGACAUCCGGGGGGACCAGAUCACCUGGAUCGAGGGCAAGGAGCCCGGCUGCGAGACCAUCGGCCUGCUCAUGAGCAGCAUGGACGACCUGAUCCGCCACUGCAGCGGGAAGCUAGGCAACUACAGGAUAAACGGUCGAACGAAAGCCAUGGUUGCUUGUUACCCAGGCAACGGAACAGGCUACGUUCGUCACGUUGAUAACCCAAAUGGAGAUGGAAGAUGUGUGACAUGUAUAUAUUAUCUGAAUAAAGAUUGGGAUGCCAAGGUAAGUGGAGGUAUACUUCGAAUUUUUCCAGAAGGCAAAGCCCAGUUUGCUGACAUUGAACCCAAAUUUGAUAGACUGCUGUUUUUCUGGUCUGACCGACGGAACCCUCACGAAGUACAACCAGCAUAUGCUACAAGGUACGCAAUAACUGUUUGGUAUUUUGAUGCAGAUGAGCGAGCAAGAGCUAAAGUAAAAUAUCUAACAGGUGAAAAAGGAGUGAGGGUUGAACUCAAUAAGCCUAAUUCAGUCAGCAAAGAUGUCUAGCAGGGCCUUUGGUCCGGCAGUACCCACAUCACCUACAGCCACUCGAUUGCCUUCUGUGGACUCGUGGAUGGGGAUGAACAGAGACUCCUGGCUGGUAUCCCAGCUAGGAGCCAGGCGACUUUGCCAGGUGUCGUCCAACAGAGGGCCCCAUCUGCUGUGACUGUUCUGUGGGGUCAGCUCCAGAUCUGUGACUGCACUUGACUGCUGACUGAAGAGGAAACACUGUCUGAGGAGAGUGGCUUUUCCAUCUGGACACGAAACAAGGGCCCUAUAUAGGAUUUUCUUCAUUCUUCUAUUUUGCCAGAUCUGUCAUCUGAGUUUAUUUCAUCUUUUUUAUAUCAAGUUUGAAUUCGGGGAAUUUUUGUAUUAGGUACAAUUUAUCAAAACUGAAUUAAGAAAAAAUUUACAGUAUUAUUCCUCAAAAUAACAUCAAUCUAUUUUUGUAAACCUCUUCAUGCUAUUAAAUUUUGCCCUAAAGACCUCCUAUGAUGAUUGUCGCCAGUGACUGAUGAUUCGGGUUUUUUUUUUUUUUGUUUUUUGUUUUUGUUUUUUAUUUUUGACUGAAAGUAAAGAAAGGGCGUUGAGUUCCAGUUGAAGUCCACAAGGUUUUUGUUGGCCUGUCUCACAGUGAUUUGAACUUAAAGGUCUCUGCUGUCACACUUUGACCUUGGUGAUAGUGAAACCUAACAGUAGAUGGUCACCACUGACUACCAAGUAACUUACAGAAUUAUGAGAGGAAAAAAGCCACAGGAAAAGGGUUUAUCUUAGAGUCAAUUUUUUAGCUACACAACUGGCACUGAAUAGCUUGAGGUCCUCCUCUACUCUGGUCCCCAAGACAAAGGGCUUUCUUCUGCGUCAGGUCUGGCCUGUCAUCAGACCCGCUGCCACAGUUUCCCCGUGGUGUCUGAAUUUGACUGUGCUUCCAGAUCUUCCCAGGUCAGAGCCUCGCUCUGCUGCAGAGCACCCAGGGCCCCAGGCACAUGGACACGUGUAUGGUUGUAGCCUCAAGCGUGGUCAUCGGCUUCUUGGACAGCUAUGAGUCAUUUUCACAGCCAGUAAUAAAAGACAUGUGUAGCUUAGAAAUCAAAAGAAGUGUAAAACCUGAUACUUUGUUUUGUGGGUUUUUCUCUUUUUAGAGAGAAGAAAGGGACAGUGGCAUAGCCACACAAGGCCCGCCAGACUCUUGUCACCACUGUAGUCCCCUUAGGAAGCCAGACUUUGCACAGAUUAUGGGUGUAGCUCCUUGUCCCCUUGGGUGUUCUAUCUCUGACCUUGAUCUUUGCCAAAAUGUGUGCUAUGCAGAACUAUUUCUGUGUAUUUCACCUUGCACCAGUCUUAGCUGUGUAGUUUGUAUCCAGUUAGAAACCUUUUCUGUGGAAAGCUCAGUAAUUCUUAUUAAGAGAUUGCUAUUGUUCAUGUAAAACAUGAAGAAAAUCAAGUAAAGCUGAAUGUGGAUUGGGGGUUACUCAGCACUGUGCUUGCGUGAGGGGCUCAUGGCAGGAAGUCCAGUUCUGUCCCACGUCCUUUCCUUCAGCCCCAAUAACCGCUGACAACCUCUCCAGCAAGUGCCUCUGCCAGCCGGCCAGCUCAAGGUUUUGCCACCCAGCCCCGAAGCAGCAUGUUUCAGAGUUGGCAUGGUGGUAGAAGAUCUGUCUGAUUGGAGCAUCAGCCUUGUAAACAUGGGAGCCCCUGGUAUACUUCGUAUGGAACCUUUACUGGUAUACCAAGUCUCAGACUCUGCCGCCUGGGGGUAUACUUUCCAGACAAAACUUAAAUUAUAUAUCUUUUGGAAAGUUUAUGUACUUUCCUGGAGGUCACUGUGAAAAGAUCAAGAAAUCAUGCACUUAAUACCCGCUUAAACUCUGAAUCUCAUGUUAGUGGCACGAAGCGGGGCUCUGUUUAAAACUUUGUGGCCUCCAUGUGUUAACCCUGGUUAGAGAGAAAGCUUUAUGAUGCUGUCUAUUUAGUACAUUAAGCAGCUGUGGAACAGACUUUUAUCCAUGGUAGGCAGAGCACUUCAGGAUUUGCAUAAAGAGACUCGUGUGGUUCGGGUGCGGUGUUUUCCUAUGAAAGCCUCUCACAUUGCUUGUAAAGCUACUCUAAUUAAAAAGAUGUAUAAAUGUUCUUGAAAAAACUUAA
This is a messenger RNA of Mesocricetus auratus (golden hamster), 3388 nucleotides long. RefSeq names its product egl-9 family hypoxia inducible factor 1 (gene Egln1). Gene Ontology annotation, molecular function: L-ascorbic acid binding; peptidyl-proline 4-dioxygenase activity; ferrous iron binding. Gene Ontology annotation, biological process: peptidyl-proline hydroxylation to 4-hydroxy-L-proline; cellular response to hypoxia. NCBI's taxonomy places the organism in Eukaryota, Metazoa, Chordata, Mammalia, Rodentia, Cricetidae. The transcript is spliced from 5 exons. The record is from RefSeq and is a predicted model, not a curated record. The coding region runs from base 44 to 1249 and encodes 401 amino acids. Gene Ontology annotation, cellular component: cytoplasm; nucleus.